Rhipicephalus sanguineus (brown dog tick) is the source of this 5663-nucleotide messenger RNA. RefSeq names its product ralA-binding protein 1 (gene Rlip). The transcript is spliced from 15 exons. Gene Ontology annotation, biological process: small GTPase-mediated signal transduction. Gene Ontology annotation, molecular function: small GTPase binding; GTPase activator activity. NCBI's taxonomy places the organism in Eukaryota, Metazoa, Arthropoda, Arachnida, Ixodida, Ixodidae. The record is from RefSeq and is a predicted model, not a curated record. The coding region runs from base 200 to 2317 and encodes 705 amino acids.
AAUGAGGUGACGUCACUUCUGUGCGGUGCAGGAGCCAGUUCGUGCACCGCGCGGCCGGCGCGGCGCACGAGACUCUCCCUAAAAUUUAUCUAGGCACUCGACGUGCGACUCGACGCGCCCAGCGACUCUGCGAGUGAGCAAAGUCCACAGCCUUCAGAGGUUGCGAUAUUCGCACCGGUUCUGCUUGGCGGCCGUGGGAAUGGAUUUUGAAAGCCCCGACGUCGAGAAAGACUUUCCAGGCCUUUAUGCGUCCGAAGCGGUUGGGAAAGGACAGGAGCGCGAUGUCACCUAUAGUGACGAUGAAAAGGUUUCAAAAAAGGAACUCCUAAUUGGCAAGCUCAAGGAUAAAAAGGACAAGAAGGACAAGGGAUAUGUUGCAUUUGAAGGAGAAAGCUCGGAAGAAGAAAUGGAUGAGUCACGAGGCAAGAACAAAAAGAGUAAGGCUCCAUUCAAGUUUCCUGGAAAAGAAAAGAAAGAGAAAGCUCAGAAGAACAAGGAAAGUGUCAAGUCAAAGGACUCCAAAGAAGCCAAGAAGGAUGCUGAGAAGGACAACAAGGACUCAAAGAAGAAAAAGGAGAGCAAAGUGAAGCUUGUCAAGAAAAAGAAGAAGGCUGAAAAGGCUGAGGAUCCCAUUUUUGGCGUUCCCUUGGCGACUGCGCUUGAAAAGAACCCGUCUGACGACGGCAUUGAGUUGCCUGCUAUUGUGCGAGAGUGCCUUGACUACAUUGAAGAACAUGGCCUGACCUGUGAGGGCAUCUACCGAAUGUCUGGUGUCAAGUCGACCGUGCAGCAGCUCCGGGCGGCCUACAACCGGCACGAGCAAGUAUGCCUGAGUGAGCACGGGCCGCAAGUGGUGGCCAGCCUGCUGAAGCAGUUCCUCCGUGAGCUGCCUGACCCUGUGCUCACCAGCGAGCUGGGCCCAAAGUUUGAGGAGGCUGCUGCCAUCAAGGAUGAGACCAGACGAGUGGAAACAAUUCAGAAGCUGAUUGAGCAGCUGCCCACCCCAAACCGGCUCCUUCUGUCGUGGGUGUUCGUGCACAUGACUAAUGUUCUCCGCAUGGAGAAGCACAACAAGAUGAACCUGCAAAAUGUCUCCGUUGUGCUGAGCCCAAGCAUGCAGAUCAGCCACAGGGUUCUCCAUGCUUUGUUCUCCCAUGCACCGAUAUUCUUCAAGGAUGUGAAAAUCAUCAAAUACGUGAAGAAGAUCCCACCUGAUUCGUCGCGCCAGUCUCUGGAUCUGCCGGAGACACCGGCAGCCAUAGAAGAGGAGCUGAGCCAGCAGGAGCAGGUGCUGAGUGAAAUACACGCCGAGCUCAACGCGGGCCUUCGUGAUCCCCAGAAGGAAGAGCAGCUCUGGGAGGUGCAACGCGUUGUGACGCAGCUCAAGCGCAAGUUGCGUGUCUUGAGACAAGUGAAGAAGGUUCCCGUGGAGGCCACACAGGCUGACUCCAUUGAGAAGAUCGACACGCGCCUUCGAUUACCAGCGGCCGUAGAACCAACGCCACCACAGCCGCCACCCGAAGCCACAGCGACGCCAGUCGUCGCUCCGCCUCCUCCUGCCGAACCAGCCCCAACAAAGGAUCCUGCCAUUGAACAUCCGAAAGCCACAAUGACCACGUCUGUUCCUAAUAGUCAAGUCCAAGCCACCGAAGUUCCAGACGUUUCCGAAAUGGAGAAAGUUGUCCCAUCAAUUUCCCAGCAACCUGUCCCAAAGGUGGUACGAGCGAUACCGGCAACUUCUUUGCAAGAACCAGUCAGGGUUCAUCAGGAGGAUGUCAUCGGCAGUGGAGAGAUGCAUGCUACUGGUGACAUCAAGGAGGAUGGAUAUGAGAAGGCUGUGACUGAAGAAACUGUGCUGGAUGAAGCCACGGCGGAAAUCCUGGCGGCCCUGCGCCCCAAGCCUCCCGAGGAAGAGACUGACCCCGAGAUGCAGCAGCUGCGUCGUGAGGAGCUCGAGCUGCUGAUGCAGCAGGAGGAGCUGCUGUCACUGGGCGACGAGCUGCGCCGCAAGAUCGCUGCGGAGCGCACUGAGGCCGAGCGCCUGCGCAGCGAGAUUGACGAGUACGAGAAACUGGCAAAGUACAAGCAGUACUCUGUUGAGUCAGCUGAUGGUAGCAGCUCUGGAACUGAAGGAAGCGAGAGUGAUGGUGAAGUUGAACUUAAACAAGAACUCUGUCAGCUGAUGGAAGAAAACAAGCAUCUCUCGGAGCAAGCAAUGGACCUGAGCCAGAAGAUUCUGAAGGAACGGGAGGCCUGCGUCGAGAUCAAGGUCAAGAUUCGCUUGCUCCAAAACGACGCCAAGAUGCUGAAAGUCUGACCAGGCCAGUCACUCUCUCACCAUAGGGUGAAACUCUGAACAAGGGAUGGCCAUGCCGAUCCCUGCUGUCAGAAUCAUUUGUACUACUGCCAAAUGUCUCACAAAAAUUCAUUCCACUAAUUUUUCACACCUUGACCUCCUCUCUCUUGUUUUUGUGUUUGCGUUGCAGCCUGUUUCGCUGCCCUCUCUGUGUGCUGUGAGUCAAAAUCAUUCUCAACUUGUAUGCGUGGUUAGCACCGGUGCAAAUACAGAAAGAGGAGAAAAAAAGCUUUUGCUAAUGCAUAUUAGCAUAACUGCAUUAACACAUUACCAUGACAGAAGCUGGAGGCAGCAGUGCAGCUAACGUCUCGCUACUACACAGUGCUUGACUGUACUGCAUGCAUCCUCUUUCUGCAUGCUCUCACAUAGAGCUUUGGCCAUGACGAAAACCUCCCAAUGCCAGAAUAAGAAGGAAAAGUUGUUGUCCAGUUUGAUACUGGGCUUUUUGUGCUUGUGGUAUUUUGCUAAAACUGUAAUGCUAAAAUGCAUGUGGUACCAGCUAACCCUCUAUUUACUUCCCUCAAAUACAACCAGUUCCCGAACUUUUCCGUGCGCUAAGCUUGUAACAUGCUGUUCAUCGCUGUUUUUCUCAUUCUUGUAGCGUUUGUACAAUUAAUGCAUGUACCGACAGUUCACUUUGACUGACGUGCGCGCCUAAUUGAACGGUGUUCUUUUGAAUAUGUGUAAUGCCUUGUAACGUUCCGUUUAUUGUUUUCAUUUUGUAGCGUUGUACAAUUAAGGCGAAGAGAAUAUGCACUAUCCAGUUUAAUUCAAAUUAUGUAUGCGCCUACCCGAAAUUGCUUCUUUUGAUUAUGUAUUUUACCCCCUUUCCUGCAACACCCUCAAAUGAGAGGCUAGCAGUAUGUUCAAAUAAUAAAUAAAAUGACUUUUCCUAAAAAGCUGAAAUUAAUAGUUCUGUGCAGGGAGAAAAUCCAGUUGCAUCAGUGAUGCUGAAGGUAUAUGCAUGAAGAUUUAUUGGUACAUUGUUGUAGUUGUUGCUUGCCUUGCAUUCUCUUUUGCAUACCCAGUAGUUGCCAUUCUGGCUUUGCAUGGCAAGUGUGCUUGUGAUUUAAAGCUAGUAAACAUAGCCUAAAGACUCGGCACAUUUUGAACGUGUACUUUGGUCAGAAUCGCCCCAUGUAAUGAAAACUUUCGUGAUAGCAACAUAUAAUGUUCAUGCAAUGUCUACGUUGUUUGGUGGCUCAUCACUAGGAAGCGCGUUUCAAACCAAACGAUAACUUGGGCAUCGUUAGUUCAAGUGAUCGCACUUUGUUGCUUUGCUGCUUGUUGUGAUAAGGUAACUUGUUGUGAGAAAUUCCAUCUUGAGGAUAUAGGAGAUUUUUUAGUGGUAGUGGAGUGAUCUCUUCUCUAAAUUAAAUGAAAAAGAAGCAUGGGUCCAACCAUGCUUUUUACUCUAAUACGCAUUGCAUUGUCAUCUUUCUACUAUAGCGGCAUUCUAAAAUAAACCGAAAAUAAAAAUUAAGAGCAAAUUCAGUGGAGCAAUACCGUCUUUACCAACCAGCAGAUGUUGCUGUGGAGCUGCUGAGAAUAUGCACUGUAUGUCUCGUAUUUGCUUCAACAAAUCUCAUCUUUUUUGUAUUGGAGUGUUUGCAAGAAGCAACCCUUCAGAGACUUUAGGCUGUAUUGUGUUGUUUUGUUCCUGUCCCUGUAAGAGAUCUCUCUGACAUUGAUGCUAGGUAGUUUCUUUCCACAUUUCUGCGUUUGGUUUCUCGCCAUUGGAUUGGAAUUGAAACAUACACGAGGACUAAUCUUGCAUAGAUGCCAGCGCCGCUGUGUUUGUCGUUUGGUCACGAAAGCACGUGUUAGCAGUGAAUAUAAUUAGUACUUAGUUUAGCUAAUUGCAGUUGCAGCAUUGUAGUCCUACAACUCGAACUUAACGUGAGCAGAGGCAGCUUGCCGAGUACUUGCUGUGCUGUACAUAGGGGACAGUAUCACGCACAUUUCAGCUAUGAUCGAUUGCAGUUUCCACUGAUUUGAAAUAGGGAGAUGUGAGAGAAAAAUAAUGUAGACGUCAUACUGUUAUUAGUAGAUUGUUCUAAAUGCUUGAGUAUUAGAAUGGUGAAGCAUGCACACUUGUUAGGAACUGCAAUACCAUUGCCAACUUUUUAGGUAUGCCUUAAUUUUGAAAACCUGUGACCGAAUUCAUAUCCCGCAAUGACCCACAUUGUUUAAAGAACACUUUUUGGAAAAAUUGUAGGCAGCAUGCUCUUGCAGAUGUGGCGACAGAAAAUCUGUUGCUAUAUAGUCUGGCUUUCUACUUGUUGAACAGUGCUUGCCUUCAGUUCCACAUCAUCAUAUGCACUAAAGUUAUUGAUAAUGUUAGCCAAGGUUUCUUAUGGAGCCCACAGGUGAUUUUCGCUACCAUUGUGAUCUCAUGUAGUGCUGAAUCUGCCAGCGAAAUCGACAUUUAGUGUCAAAUAGCCAUCAGCAGGACUUAUUCUUCCUAUCCUCAAGGGGAUGCCCCCACAGAGCAACAUUGCCCCACCUCCCCCAAACCCUCAUGGGCUGCUUGUGUGUGUGUGUGUGCGUCUUUCUGAGAUUGGGGGGAGAGGGGUUCGGAUGCAUGUAUUGUUAUCCACAAGGGCGGGGGGUAGAGGGUAUUGGCCACCCCCUCACUACCAUUUGCCUUGGUUGCUUUCAAGCCCUGCAUACCACUUCUAAAACAAUGGUCAACUGUUCUCACUAAAAUGUAUGGUUGCUUCACAUGAUGGCAUCUCCUCAAGCAAGUUUGUGGGGCUCAGCCUGAUGGCUCCAGUAUGUUAGAUCUCGGCACCUUUCAAAAUGAAGGAGCAUUGCCUUCAGAAAAACAAUUUUUUUUUCCAGUUUAGUGUUCAGACUGCUGUACAAGCUAGUAUAUCUUGAUCACGGCUUCCACGCUUUUUAUGGUGUUGAUCAUUGCAGGUAGCAUGAAAUACAAGCCAAUACUUGGUCUCAGAUGAAAACUACACUUUCAUCAAUAAGUCCACACCAAUUUCUAGUUGCGUGCACCAGCCUGUCCUGUUUCUCAUCUCUGGCCAUGUAUACAAGGCUCCGGGAAUUCUGGAAAGCCUAUUGCGACUGCAUUUAUUUAUUUAUUACACCUUUAAAGGAGUUAGUAGGGUGGAGAAAGAGUCUCAUUCAUAUUCUGCUUGUCGCUUCAACAAAGGCUUUCAACUUAGCUUGUUUCGUGUUUUUAGGCCAUUGUGUACAAGUUGGUUGCAAGACAUGUUCUUCCAAGCAUGGUUUGUUGAGUGUGCAUAUAGUUUAUGAUGGACUGGAUGUUAAUAAAACUGUGUUUGUAAAUACA